AUGGCUGAUCCUGAUUUCAAGCCUAUGCAUGUGACCGUCGGUCGUGAACAUUGCCUUGGUAACAAUGGUCUCGGUCGUUUCUGGAUCCUACCUGGAUCGCGUGACCGUGCUAAGCAUAUAGCCGAGAACUAUUUCCGAGAUGUAGAAGUGAUUCCCUCUCCUCGUGGUCAUGAUGGUUACAUUGGCAAGUACGAUGCCCCUGACGGAACUGUUGUCGACAUUGGUGUUAUCUCUACCGGUAUGGGUGCUCCAAGUGUUGACAUCAUCGCCACUGAGAUGAUCAAGCUUGGUGCCAAGGUCCUCGUCAGAGUUGGUACCGCUGGUGCCAUGCAGAAGACUCUCGGAAUCGGUGAUAUCGUUAUCGCUACUGGUGCCAUUCGUGAUGAGGGUACGACAAGGCACUACAUGCCUCUCGAGUUCCCUGCUCUUGGAUCGGCUGCUGUUGUCACUGCUAUGUCCAGCGCUGCGCAGUUGGAGCUGGAGGACGAAGAUGAACAUACUGAGGGUGGUGCCCAGUGGAUCUACGAUGCUGGUCCGGUCCAUACUAAGGAUUCCCUCAUGGCUAGGGAGUUCAAGUUUGGUCCCUAUGGUCCUGAGCACAAACGCUACAUGGAAGUCUUGGAGAAACUGGGGUGUUUGGCCUCUGAGAUGGAAGUAGCCAUGCUCUUCACUUUAGGGCAAGUGUAUGGUGUCAAGACUGGUUGUGUUCUCGCUCUUAUCGGUGGUGGUAGUGAUCCCAUCUCUGAUAAAGCCAACCUCAAGAGUGAGGCUGUUGCUCGUUCAUGCAGGAUUGUAUGCCGAGGUAUGGCUCAAUUGAAGAAGAACAUGGAUAGAUUCGCCAGUAAGGCGUCGUUGCUAGGUCGAACUGAUGAGUAA
Perkinsus marinus ATCC 50983 is the source of this 876-nucleotide messenger RNA. Its product is annotated as uridine phosphorylase, putative. NCBI's taxonomy places the organism in Eukaryota, Perkinsozoa, Perkinsida, Perkinsidae. Gene Ontology annotation, biological process: purine nucleoside catabolic process. The coding region runs from base 1 to 876 and encodes 291 amino acids. The record is from RefSeq and is a predicted model, not a curated record. Gene Ontology annotation, cellular component: cytosol. Gene Ontology annotation, molecular function: purine-nucleoside phosphorylase activity. The transcript has a single exon.